CGAACUGUCUGGGGUUCGUUCCUACUCCCUUCCUUAAAACAAUAAUACAGUUAUAUAUACUAUAAAUGUGUAUAUUAUCUACCAGUGCUACCCGAAAAUUAGUCGGAAACGUGUGAGCGAUAACAAGGCUGUAAUGGCCAAACAUAAGUGAACAGUGAAGUCACCAGGUAAACGCAAAACCUAAGUUCAAGUAGCGGCGGCGGCGUAAUCAUUUGGCCGGUCGGGUGACCGAGCCUCCUCGGUGUUUGCUGUUGGAAGCCGGCUACAUGCAGGCCGAGUUUCGGCCGCCCCGGCGCCGCUGCCGGGUGUACGAGGAGUACGUGGCGCCCCUGCCCGUCAGGAGCCGUAGCUCCCCGGAGAAGGGAAGCGCGUCGAGGCCGACGAGGAGCUAUUUCCGAGCAGACAUCGUCAACGGGCACGUGCUGGUCACGGAUCCAGACCACAUCAGCGACAUUUACAACCAGGGGUAUUUCGGGAAAGGCAUCCUGUCCCGAGCGAGACCCGAGUACACCAUCUUCAACCAGUGGCGGGAUCACCAAGGCUUCCUACUUCCUGUUGUCACAUGCACGAGGUACGAGGAGCUGCUCGGGUGGGCCGAGUCAGCGCUCUUGGCUCAGGGCUCAGCUCGGGAGUCUGUCGACGAAACUCUGUUACGACUACGACAGCCCGUUGGAGAAGACGAGCUGGGGCGGCUAUCGGAGAACGGGAACGGGGCGGAGAACCUCAAUCCGGACCCGGAGACCGAAAGGAACAAGGUCGGUCCCAGCCCGAGCCCUGACGACUCUGACUCUUGCGACGACUCUGACACCGACAACGACUCUGACCGCUCCAGCGACGACGACGACUCAGGCACUUUAGUUCCGGGUCCUGGUUUUGUCCUGGUGGUGCCCAACGACGAAGCGGUCGCCGCAGAACCGCCACAACUAAGACGGAAUCCUUUAAGGAUGACAGAAUAUCUCCAACUCAGCCUGGAGGAGGCAUUCUUCCUAGUCUACGCCCUGGGCUGCCUUUCUGUCCACCUGGAGCAGGAGCCGCUGUCCAUCACGCAUCUCUGGAGGCACUUUAUCUCACUGCGUCCGGACUUUGUCAGCUCCUACGCGGCCUACCACCACUUUCGCAGCAGGGGCUGGGUCCCCAAAGGAGGGAGUGGUGCAAAAUACGGAGUGGACAUGGUCUUAUACAGGAAAGGUCCUCCUUUCUACCACUCCAGUUAUUCAGUGGUUGUGGAAAAGGCGGACGAGCGUUUUGAGGGUUCCACACUGCGGCCUUUCUCCUGGCGUUCUCUGGCCACCCUAAGCAGAAUCACCGCUACCGUCUCAAAGGAGCUCCUCCUGUGUUACGUUGUCCAUCCGGUCGAUUUAACGGAAGCUGAACUGGCCUCGCCAGAGUGUCUGAGCCGGCUGAAGAUUCAGGAGGUGGUGGUCAGCAGGUGGGUGUCUUCCAAAGAACGGGCCGAGCAUGAAGACAUCUGAUAAGCUGACGGAGAGCUACGUUGCUGUGAAGUUUCUACGACCGUAAUACGUUUCAUUCACUGACAGCCCACCAAUUUCAAAUGGAUUGGACUUCUACCAAUCUGUUAAUGGCAGCCAAUGAGUUAAAUCAGUGUCUGACAAUGAGCAAUGACUUUACAUUCGUGUGAGUAUUCACAACUUUAGUAUUAAGAAAAAUAUACUAUAUGUACAAGUGUAUAUAUAUAUUUUUUUCAACGUUGUAUUAGGGAUGAACCCGGUCAGAUCACGUGAUUGGAAAUCUGGCCCGAUGACAUCACUUUCAGGUAUUUUUUCUGCUGGGAAAAAAAACUGCGCUAAUUUUUACUCAAAACACCAGGACAAAGUGCAAUUUUUUUGGUCGGGGAUAUUUCAUGCUUUUAUUGUUUGUUUUUAAUUUUAAUGUGUUUUGAUAAGAAAUGAUCACUUACGUUUGUCUUUUUGAAAAACUAAAUUCAGUGUAUUUUCUGGUUUACAGACAUGAACGUGUCAUGUCCUUCUGCAGUAUGCUCAGGUCUGAAGGGAUUAAUUUUUUAUUUUUUUUUUAAGUAUUAACUCAUUGGUUGCUAUUAAUGGUGAUAUACAUCCAAGCCAUUUUGACUGGGAAGGCUCAGCCCUCCACUCAAAUUGGUUUGGAUGUCUAUCGCCAUCAAUGGCAGUGAAACAUGAUCGUUCAAUGCCAGCCUUCUCAGUUGAAAUGGAUUUGAUUUUGGCUACAUCCUGUAAUUUUCAGACUAUAAGAUGCUACUUUUUCCCCUCAUUUUGAAUCCUAUGGCUUAUAGUCCAGUGUGUCUUAUUUGUUGAUUUAUUUUGGUUACUGGGUAACUUUUUAUUUGACAGCGGCGUCAUUAGACUGUCAUAAGGAGGCCUGUCGCGAUAACAAAUUUUAGUAGGUGAUAUAUUGUGUCGUAUAUUAUUGCCGAUAUACGAUAUUGUCAAUUUCUUUAACCAGUUCAACCAAUAGUGUGACUAUACAUCCUAAUAAAUUAGCUAUUGAAAUGCAAUGAAUUGUUAUUCUUAAACGUAAACUAUAUUUUUUUUAAAAAGCCAAAUUAUUCAUUACUAAUCAGAUUUUUUAUAAUGGGUGUGAUUUUAAAGCUAUUCUGACUUUAGAAUCUGAAGUAUGUGAGAUUAAGAAAUCUUUACUUACAUGUUGAACAUGACGUGCUUUUCAUAUCAAAUCAAAUUUAUUUCAAUAGUGAAAUGUUCACUGGAAGUAAGCCACUGACCGUAACCUUGACACUCGGUAAAAAAAAAAUUACUCAAGAAACCCCCCCCCAAAAAAAGUGCAUUUCUAUUUUUGUCAUGCCUACAAACAUGCAAAACAGCGGGUUUUCACGUUUGAGGUGUCACCAUUUAACCACAAGUUUGCGUUUAGGACAAGACUGUCAAUGUUUUAUAGCAGGCUAAAGUGGCUAGAAGAUGGUCUUUUUUCCCCCCAUUAGCCUCAAUGUAGCAAUGCUAACGUUUUACAAUGUUUAAUAUAGAUGUAUUUUCUUAGUUUUUAUGUCUGAACUAAUUCUACAGUGUUGAUGACCAAUAAACAUCUGUGAACAGAAAUGGAGUCAACACGAACAUGUGCCGAGUGCACGCUACACACGCAAGCAGCGAUAAAUUGCAGCCGGGAAAUCUCACUUUUGAAUGGAUGUAAAAGAUCCGAGUUGGACAUAAAUGGAGUGAGUGACAAAAUUUGCUGGAUGACACUUAAUGACAUCUGUCAUAAGCAUUCACGAAUGCCCAUGACAGUGUCAUGUCAUAAUUAUGACCGUCUUAUGACGUCGCUGUCAAAUUAGGUAUUACCCGUUAAUAUCUUUCAGUGUAAAUAUCCCAUAAUACAGUCAGGAGAGCUGCGUCAUAUAGUCUGGUGCGGUUUAUAAACAAAUGCCAAUUUCGUGUCAAAUUUAGUGGGUGGUGGCCUAUAGUCAGGUGCGGCUUAUAUUCUGAAAAUUACGGUAUGUAUAUACUGUGUAUAUAAUAGCGGAUAUAUAUGCUCACAGUACAUAUUAUACUACAGUAUAUAUAACUAACUACUGAAACUUUGCAGAACAAAUAAAAUGUUUAUUUGCAACCUCAUUUUGUGCUGCACAA
Molecule: messenger RNA, 3575 nt
Organism: Corythoichthys intestinalis (scribbled pipefish)
Lineage: Eukaryota; Metazoa; Chordata; Actinopteri; Syngnathiformes; Syngnathidae
Gene: tsen2
Product: TSEN2 tRNA splicing endonuclease subunit
Exons: 11
Coding region: 267-1472 (401 amino acids)
Biological process (GO): tRNA-type intron splice site recognition and cleavage; tRNA splicing, via endonucleolytic cleavage and ligation
Cellular component (GO): tRNA-intron endonuclease complex
Molecular function (GO): tRNA-intron lyase activity; nucleic acid binding
Source: RefSeq, a predicted model, not a curated record